Recurvomyces mirabilis is the source of this 411-nucleotide messenger RNA. RefSeq lists its product as uncharacterized. The transcript is spliced from 2 exons. The record is from RefSeq and is a predicted model, not a curated record. Lineage: Eukaryota; Fungi; Ascomycota; Dothideomycetes; Mycosphaerellales; Teratosphaeriaceae. Gene Ontology annotation, molecular function: oxidoreductase activity. Bases 1 to 411 code for a protein of 136 amino acids. Gene Ontology annotation, cellular component: cytosol.
AUGCCCAGCCCAGCCGAAUUCCACUACAACGACUUCCUCUCCGACUCCGAAGACCUCCAGAUUCCCGAAGGCGAAUUCGUAAUCUACGGCACCGUCUACGCCCACCCCCAACACGCCGAUGCCUUAGAAGCCAUCUACGCCUACACGAACGAGCACGCCAAGUCCGAACCCGGAACACUACAGUACUACCUCGUCCGAGAUGCGGAUGAUAGGAAUGUCUUCCAUAUGUUCGAGCAUUACGCUUCGAGAGCUGCGUUCGAUGAACAUAAUUCUCAACCCAUCAUCCAGAAAUUGAUCAACGAGGAUAACUAUAUCAAGGGUGUCAAGGCCAAAUUUUUCAGCCCUUGUAAGGUGGCGAAGGCUGUUCCGCGCGGGGGGGGGGGGGGGGGGGGGGGCGGUGUGGGGAUUUGA